Molecule: messenger RNA, 1660 nt
Organism: Octodon degus (degu)
Lineage: Eukaryota; Metazoa; Chordata; Mammalia; Rodentia; Octodontidae
Gene: Scpep1
Product: serine carboxypeptidase 1
Exons: 13
Coding region: 49-1407 (452 amino acids)
Biological process (GO): proteolysis
Molecular function (GO): serine-type carboxypeptidase activity
Source: RefSeq, a predicted model, not a curated record
ACGGACCCGGCUCCAGUCUGUGGCGGUGGCCGCCGCGCGGUAUUCGUCAUGGAGCUGGUGCCGCGGAGCUGUCCGGGGCUGCGGUGGCUGCUGCUCUUCCCGCUCCUCCUGGGCCUCGGCACGGGAGCUGCCGUUGGCUGGUGGGCAGAAGAGGGCAAGGAAGUAUGGGAUUAUGUCACUGUCCGAGAAGAUGCCCACAUGUUCUGGUGGCUCUACUAUGCCACCAACCCUUGCAAGAACUUCUCGGAACUGCCCCUGGUCAUGUGGCUGCAGGGCGGUCCAGGCGGUUCCAGCACUGGAUUUGGAAACUUUGAGGAAAUUGGACCGCUCGACAGUGGCCUGAAACCACGAAAAACCGCCUGGCUCCAGGCCGCCAGCCUCCUGUUUGUGGAUAACCCGGUGGGCACCGGCUUCAGUUAUGUGAACACGACCGACGCCUAUGCCAAGGACCUUGCUACGGUGGCUUCGGACAUGCUGGUCCUCCUGAAGACCUUCUUUGAUGGCCACAAAGAAUUCCAGACAAUUCCAUUCUACAUUUUUUCCGAGUCCUAUGGAGGAAAAAUGGCUGCUGGCAUUGGUCUGGAGCUCUAUAAGGCUGUUCAGCAAAGAACCAUCAAGUGCAACUUUGCUGGGGUUGCUUUGGGCGAUUCCUGGAUCUCUCCUGUUGAUUCGGUGCUCUCCUGGGGACCUUACCUGUACAGCAUGUCUCUCCUCGAUGACACAGGUCUGGCUGAGGUGUCCACCAUUGCCGAAAAGGUCCUGGCUGCCGUAAACAGUGGGCUCUACAAGGAGGCCACCCGGCUAUGGAAUGAGGCAGAAAUGGUCAUUGAAAAGAAUGCUGAUGGGGUGAACUUCUAUAACAUCUUAGCCAAAAGCACUCCCAACUCAGCCAUGGAAUCCAGCCUAGAGUUCAUGCCCAACCAUGUAGUCCGUCUUUCUCAGCGCCACGUGAGACACCUGCACCAGGACACCUUGAGUCAGCUCAUGAACGGCCCCAUCAGAAAGAAGCUCAAAAUUAUUCCCAAGGAUUUCUCCUGGGGAGCCCAGUCUUCUUUCGUCUUCAUGAAUAUGGAAGAGGACUUCAUGAAGCCAGUUGUCAACAUCGUGGAUGAGUUGCUGGAAGCUGGGAUAAAUGUGACCGUGUACAACGGACAACUGGAUCUCAUUGUGGACACCAUGGGUCAGGAGGCCUGGCUGCGGAGGCUGAAGUGGCCAGAGCUGCCCAAAUUCACUCAGCUGAGGUGGAAGGCGUUGUACAGCAACUCCACAUCCUCGGAGACCUCUGCUUUCGUCAAGUCCUACAAGAACCUGUCUUUCUUCUGGAUUCUAGGCGCAGGUCACAUGGUUCCCGCAGACAGAGGAGAGAUGGCUCUGAAGAUGAUGAAGAUGGUGACUCAGCAGCAGUAGGCUACCCCGGGCUUGAUGGCAGGCUUGGCUCUGGGGACCCAGGAGCUGUGCGGAAUAUCGGUAGUCCCCAAGUCCAGCAUGGGCCGUGCUGACAAAGGCAGCUCCCACAGAGGGUGAAAUCAUGCUGUCCUCAGCAACUUGGGAGUUAUUUCUGCUGGGGCAUUUUCCCAAAACAUGGCCUUGCUGUGUAGUGCAAGCUGGCCUUCAACUCGCUUCAUAACCAGGCAGGCUUUAACUCAGCGAUCCUCUUGCC